Messenger RNA from Arvicola amphibius (Eurasian water vole), 1374 nucleotides. RefSeq names its product TLE family member 7 (gene Tle7). The coding region runs from base 1 to 1374 and encodes 457 amino acids. The record is from RefSeq and is a predicted model, not a curated record. The transcript has 10 exons. Gene Ontology annotation, molecular function: transcription corepressor activity; protein binding. Gene Ontology annotation, cellular component: nucleus; transcription regulator complex. NCBI's taxonomy places the organism in Eukaryota, Metazoa, Chordata, Mammalia, Rodentia, Cricetidae. Gene Ontology annotation, biological process: negative regulation of canonical Wnt signaling pathway; regulation of DNA-templated transcription.
AUGGCUGCCAUGUUCCUGAGGUGCGGCUCCCACCCCCUAUCCGGCACGGAAAUCCCACCCACCCUCCGUCCAAGCCCAGCCUCCAGGAAGCCUUCCUCAACUGCAAACUGCACCAAGUGUCUCCUGCGGCGGCCCCCAGGUGCCCCCAGAGACUCGCAGCCAGUCACGGAAAUGCACAGUAUGACCCAGCAGCAGUGGGAUCCCCAGGCCCAGGACACAUCUGGGCUUCAGCACAUGAGGUUCUCAGAAGCAGAACCAGAAGAAGGAACCAGCUCAGGCUCUCCACCAGGAGCUACAGCUGGUAAGUGCAGGCCCCAACAGUGUGGUCGGGAAGUGGGGGGGCGGGCAGCCCAAGCUGGAGCCCAGAUGAUGGGUGAGGUGCCCGGCCAGUUCUGUUCUUCGUCCUUGCCCAACAGAGAAGUCUGGUCAUUCCUCAAAGCCAUCCCUCCGAUUCCAGAUGAGGCCGUAGUCACACGGAAGUCCCCACACAGUUCUUGGAAGGUUGGCACUCUCCAACAUAGGAAGCGAGUGAACGCUAUUGCCAUUAGCAGUGCUCCGCGCCACGUGUACACAUGUGGCACUGGCUACAUCCGGGUGUGGGAUGAAGACGCGUUGCAUGCCUCAGACAAAGCACCUCAGGCCCAGCUGGACUUUCAGGACCCUCAGAACCGUGUGCUUACCUGCAAACUGUUUCCCGAUGAGCAGAGUCUGAUCACAGGAGGAAUAGCCCAGGCUCUUACUCUCUGGGACCUGGCUCCCACACCCCAAAUCAGGGCCCAGAUGGCCUCCACAGGCCCCAUAUGCUAUUCCUUGGCCCUCUCUUCUGAUGCGCACAUCUGCUUGGCUUCUUUCAAAGGAUUCGUGGAGAUUUGGGAUGUGCAGAACCAAAUCUUGAUCAGGAAGCAUGAAGUUCCUCCCUAUGGGUCCCGCUGCGUGGACAUCACAGGCUUCAAGUUCUGGACAGGUGGUGAAGAUACCUUCCUGUAUUCAUGGGACAUGAGGAGCUACAAGAAGCUUCAGCAACACAACUUAUGCCAUGAGAUCCUUAGCGUUACCCAUGACCCCAAUGAGGAGUGGGUGCUAGCGGGCUUGAAGAUGAGCGACAUUGCCAUCCUGCACGUGCACCGGGAGGAGAAGUACAAAGUUGUUGUCCCGAGAUACUCACAACACCACAACCUCAAGUUUGCCUCUUGUGGGACUCAUUUUGUGGCCACGCUGGAUAACAUGAUCAAUUGUUUAGCGGCACCUUCUCUCCAAAGGUUGUUCCAGACAGAGGAGUGCCAUGACAUCCUGUGUUGUGACAUAUCCUCGGAUAGUCAGUAUCUGGUCACAGGCUCCAAGGAGAGUGCCACAGUAUACCAGCUCUUGUAUUGA